AUGUCGGAUCCCCAACAAUGGCACUAUGGAAAAGAGAAGAUAGCUGACUGGGCCAACGUUCGCAAAACCACCAACUACCAAAGCAAUGGCCCUGUUACGGACGUCACGUCUUCCCAAAUGACAUGCUAUCAACUUGCCCCUGGCAACGAAGGCGCCACGACAGUAGAUAUCCAAGCGGGCUCAUCUGUAGCCUACAACGUCAAAACCAGUAUUACUCACCCUGGGUCGUUCAGCGCGUGGCUGGCCAAGGUUCCAGCUGGGGAGACGGCCGCAACCUACGAUGGGUCUGGGGCGAACUGGUUCAAAAUCUACCAAGACCAUCCCACCUUCAGCGCAAGCGGGCCUACAUGGCCUUCGCAGGGUCUUACCGCGGUGAACAUCCCAAUUCCUUCCUGCGUCGAAAAUGGCGAGUACCUGCUUCGUGCCGAACACAUUGCUCUCCACAGCGCGAGCUCUGUAGGGGGCGCACAGUUCUAUCUGAGUUGUGCCCAGGUCUCAAUCUCGGGCGGAUCUGGAACUGCUCAGCCAGAGCUCGUCUCGAUUCCGGGAGUCUACAAAGCAACAGAUCCUGGAAUUUUGAUCAACAUCUACUACCCCGUUUUGACCAACUACACUGCUCCUGGUCCGGCUGCUCUCCAAUGCUGA
Cryphonectria parasitica EP155 is the source of this 645-nucleotide messenger RNA. RefSeq names its product family 61 glycoside hydrolase. The transcript has 4 exons. NCBI's taxonomy places the organism in Eukaryota, Fungi, Ascomycota, Sordariomycetes, Diaporthales, Cryphonectriaceae. The record is from RefSeq and is a predicted model, not a curated record. Bases 1 to 645 code for a protein of 214 amino acids.